AUGACAGACUACGCCCAACCCCUCAGUAAAGUCAUGGAGACGACCUCUCCUCCACCACCCCCCAUAACCCUCCCCGACAUGCCCACUCCCGCCCAAUCCAUCCCCACCAUCCUCGAAUUCGCACCCCAUGCCCUAGCCACCACCCCACCGAUCUCUUCCAUCGCCGCAUACUGGAAUAACAGCUGCGCCGGCGGCGACGUGCAAUCCAACAACUGCGCACACUACCUCUCCGACGCAUUUAUCCGCGCCGGCUACACCGAACUGAGUCAACCAAACCAGCACAUCAACGCGCGGUGUCAGACUACUGCUCGUCGGCCGAUUCGUGCCCGCGACAUGUGGAGCUGGUUUCGGUCCAAGGCUCAAGUGAGUAGUCGCAGUGUGCAGAGGAAUACGGGCUGGUGGGCGGUGUUUCAGUUGAAUGAGAGCCAGUAUUGGGGUGGUCAUGUGGCGGUGUUGGAUUCGAAUGCUUGGGUUUAUUAUGGGACGGGUUGGUAUCCUGAUUGGGACCAGUAUUGCUAUCAGUGGUAG
Molecule: messenger RNA, 528 nt
Organism: Aspergillus costaricaensis CBS 115574
Lineage: Eukaryota; Fungi; Ascomycota; Eurotiomycetes; Eurotiales; Aspergillaceae
Exons: 1
Coding region: 1-528 (175 amino acids)
Source: RefSeq, a predicted model, not a curated record